UUUCUUUUUUGGUUGGGUCCUGCUGUGUGCCAACGAGGUACAAGGAUGAUUACACAAAAAAGUCCGUCUUCGUUCUUAGUUCUUUCCUCUCCUUCCUGCUGCCUUUUCUCCAUUUUCAUCCCGACUUUUCCUAACUCUCUCCCGUCAAUCGCUUCAGCUCAAAACCUACAUUACAGAUUUGCUCUGCAACUUGACAUUAAAGCUAUAUAUCUUUGAAAAAGGAGAGGUUUCUGAUGGGUUUAGUAAGCAUAGAAACUAAGGGGAGCGGGAAGUUUGGUAUUGGGUUCAUUUUGGUUCAGGAGUUGUGGGUUUUGCUCAACUUCCACUGAAACAACUAGGAAUGAUUAUUUGGGAAUUGGAUAUUAGUAAUCACUGUGUCUGCCAGUGCCACUCAUGUUUGGGAUUCGGAGGCUACGAUGGUUUAUGGGUCUGAAUCAGAGGAAUAUGUCGACCAAAAGGUUGCCCAGUGUCGAGCAACGUGGUCCUGCAAGAGCAAAUCUACUGUCUAUGAUGGAUGCUGUUCAUGAAGUUGCUAUUUACAUUCAUAGGUUUCAUAAUCUAGACCUUUUCGAACAAGGGUGGUACAAAAUCAAGGUUACUUUGAGAUGGGAGGAUGGCGAUGACUCCUAUCCUGGGAUUCCGGCACGGGUGGUUCAGUAUGAAGCUCCUGAAGUGGGUUAUGACAAUUUAUGUACAGUUUGGAAAAUAGAUGAUGCAGACAACAGUUUUUCAACACCACCAUUUCGAAUCAAAUAUGCAAGGCAGGAUGUGGUUCUUUCUAUUAUGAUCUCAUUCUAUCUUUCUUUUGCAGGACAUGAGGCAAAAUCGUCUGCUGUUAUCAUGAAGUUUGAGCUUAUGCAGGCCCUUACAUCUGAUAUUGGAGCUGAGAUGCAGGCGUUUCCAGAUGCUUAUUCUGCUUCAGUUCAUGAGUAUAGAAUUCCCCCUAAAGCUCUUCUCGGGUUACAUUCAUAUUGUCCUGUCCAUUUUGAUGUUUCACAUGCUGUCCUUGUUGAUACAAGUGUUCAUGUCAGUUUGCAAAAAGCUAGCUAUCACACAAGCCGACUGAAGGUACCCAGUGAUUAUGGGUCUUCUGAAGGUGCUCAUGAGGAAAAUUCUAUUAAGUCAAACAAGGCUAAGCUCAUCAAAGCAUUAAUGGCUGCCCAUGAUAUCCUCCUUGAAGAUCUGAGAAGGUUAAGCGAAGGAAUCAACCAAGCUAUUGAUCUUACUGGGAUGGAUCCCACAAUUGACCGUACAAAAUUUGCUAAUUCUUCUCCACUGGUACAUUUAGACGUUACUGACAGUAGGUUUUCACAGCAACUGUCUACCAGCUCAGAAGGCAGUGCUGAGUCUUUAUCUUGGGACGAUCUGUUAAAUUCUUAUCAGUCUCUGGGAAAUCAGCUCUUACAGCUGUGGAACACGUUUCUGAAAUUUCACAGGGAAAAUAAAACAAUGAUACUCGAAUUUCUACGUCAUUCAUGGGCUAUUGAUCGAAGAUCUGAAUGGUCAAUAUGGAUGGUACACUCCAUAUCUGAGAUGCCCCAUCAGAGUUUGAGUAGCAGAGUUGAAGGAACAAUAAUGCGCUGGGGCACACAUGGAAGAUCUUUAAAUCCGAGGAAGUUAACUGAUGAUCCUUCUCAGACUGCAACAAUGCGUGCUGAACUUCAUAGACGAGGAAUAGCACAAAUGAAGAUCAACAAUAGGUCACUUCAAGACAUGUAUAUAUUCGAGGAUCCUUUGCGCAUUCCUAUUAUUAUUAUAGAACGGAUGGCAAAUAUGGAUCAUUCUCCAAGUGUAAAUUCUUACUUCAAUCCGUUGGAGGCAAAAGCAAAUCUUAUCUUGGAAAACGGAUCUAGAGGCACAAACAAGUCUGGGAGUAGCCCACAACGAAAUGGGCAAGUUUUGAGAGUAGUUGUUUUUGUGCAUGGAUUUCAGGGACAUCAUUUGGAUUUACGGCUUGUGCGGAACCAAUGGCUGCUGAUAGAUCCCAAGAUACAAUUCCUUAUGUCAGAGGCUAAUGAAGACAAAACAUCUGGAGACUUCAGAGAAAUGGGUUUACGACUUGCAGAGGAGGUGGUCUCUUUCGUCAAAAGGAAGAUGGAUAAAUUUUCAAGAAGUGGACACCUGAAAGAUAUCAAGCUUAGCUUUGUUGGCCAUUCUAUUGGAAAUCUCAUUAUCAGGACUGCUUUAGCAGAGAGCAUCAUGGAGCCAUAUUUAAGAUACCUGUAUACAUAUGUUUCAAUAUCGGGUCCUCACCUGGGUUAUAUGUAUAGUUCAAACUCUGUGUUCAAUUCAGGGUUGUGGCUCUUGAAGAAGCUGAAGGACAUACAAUGCAUCCAUCAGCUGACAUUUACAGAUGAUCCUGAUCUUGAAAACACCUUCAUCUACAAUCUUUCCAAGAAGAAGACACUGGUGAACUUCAGGAAUAUAAUACUUUUGUCCUCACCUCAGGAUGGUUAUGUCCCCUACCAUUCUGCCAGAAUUGAACAUUGUCCAUCAGCUUCCUUGGAUUACUCUAAAAAAGGGAAAGUCUUCCAUGAGAUGCUAAAUAAUUGCUUGCACCAAAUUAAUGCCCUCACCGACCAUGGUGUGGUCAUGCGCUGUGACAUCAACUUCAAUACCUCCUCAUACGGCAAGAACUUAAACACACUCAUUGGGCGGGCUGCUCAUAUAGAGUUCUUGGAGUCUGACAUUUUUGCUAAGUUCAUAAUGUGGUCUUUUCCCGAGCUCUUCACUUAGUCUUGCAGAAAUCUACAUGGAAGUCUCUCAACUCAGUUCAUUUUGAAAAUUGGCGAAGGUUUUUGGCACAAGAUUUCUGCACCUGUAUAACUGAUUCCUCCAUUGGAAUCAAGAAAAUUUCAUGGGUGCCAAGUUCAACUCCUUUGAAGGUCGAAACUCCUCCAGGUGGGUAUAGUAGGACAAAAAUUGGUGGAUCCUUUCCAACCUUUGGCCAAAUUUUGCUCCAUUUUUCUUUCACAAGAGCAUAUAGUAGAGCCAUUGAAUUUUUAUGGGACCUUGGCCUGUGAAUUACUUACUGUUCUGUUUUAUAUAUUUUCUCGCUCAAUGUCCAAGAUAGGGAUGCACCUUUUAUGCUAGUAGUCUCUACUGGGCUCUGCUAAAGGACCUGAUUAUUAAGGGUUUGCAGUGUUGCUUAGUCAGGCAUGUUGUAUUACUUGGUGUACAAGUAACAGGAGCAUAGGUGUACAAUAUCUGUUGUGAGUUUAUAGAAGGUGUCAGCUCAGUAGGCUUAGAACCUAGAAAAAAUGUACAUUCUCAGUUGGAAUUCGAUGAAUUUCCAAUAAAGUUACUGUCUAUUUUAUUUAGAAAA
This is a messenger RNA of Neltuma alba, 3325 nucleotides long. Its product is annotated as protein FAM135B. Lineage: Eukaryota; Viridiplantae; Streptophyta; Magnoliopsida; Fabales; Fabaceae. The transcript is spliced from 15 exons. Gene Ontology annotation, biological process: lipid metabolic process. The record is from RefSeq and is a predicted model, not a curated record. The coding region runs from base 394 to 2736 and encodes 780 amino acids.